This is a messenger RNA of Lucilia sericata (common green bottle fly), 614 nucleotides long. RefSeq names its product ecdysone receptor-like. The annotation marks the transcript as partial. Gene Ontology annotation, cellular component: nucleus. Gene Ontology annotation, biological process: ecdysone receptor signaling pathway; positive regulation of transcription by RNA polymerase II; cell differentiation. Gene Ontology annotation, molecular function: zinc ion binding; nuclear receptor activity; RNA polymerase II cis-regulatory region sequence-specific DNA binding. The record is from RefSeq and is a predicted model, not a curated record. Lineage: Eukaryota; Metazoa; Arthropoda; Insecta; Diptera; Calliphoridae. The transcript has 2 exons.
GUCGUGAUGAUCUAUCACCCUCGAGCAGUCUGAAUGGCUUCUCAACCAGCGAUGCUAGUGAUGUUAAGAAAAUCAAAAAAGGUCCUGCGCCCCGUUUACAAGAGGAACUGUGUCUGGUGUGUGGUGAUCGGGCGUCAGGUUACCAUUACAACGCACUCACCUGUGAAGGCUGUAAGGGUUUCUUUCGACGGAGUGUUACCAAAAAUGCGGUGUAUUGUUGUAAAUUUGGUCAUGCCUGCGAAAUGGACAUGUAUAUGAGACGCAAAUGUCAGGAAUGUAGGCUGAAAAAAUGUUUGGCUGUGGGCAUGCGGCCGGAAUGUGUGGUGCCCGAAAACCAGUGUGCAAUGAAACGACGCGAAAAGAAGGCGCAAAAAGAGAAGGAUAAAAUACAGACCAGUGUGUGUGCAACGGAAAUUAAAAAGGAAAUACUCGAUUUAAUGACAUGUGAACCGCCAUCACAUCCAACGUGCUGUUACCCUGAAGACAUUUUGGCUAAAUGUCAAGCUCGUAAUAUACCUCCUUUAUCGUACAAUCAAUUGGCAGUUAUAUAUAAAUUAAUAUGGUAUCAAGAUGGCUACGAACAGCCAUCCGAGGAAGAUCUCAAACGUAUAAUG